UUUAUUUAUUUAUUUACCAAAUAAGUUUAGAAAAUCAAAUAAAGUACAAAUUCAAAUGCUACCCUACCAAACAGAUCAUUAAUAUGUCUGGAGAUUUCAGUUGAUAAAAAUGCCAAAAAUUUGAAACUUUCUUGAUCACCACCUCCAUGCUUCAUGGUUGUGCUUCGUCAAGGCGUUUGAUUUCAGUCCCUCCAUAUCUCCAUCUCCCCAAACUCACCUUCCCAUCAAUUCUCAGCAAUUGGGUCUCCAAUUCCCUCCUCCAUCAACAAACCCACAUCAAAUCAUCCAAAUCCUGCACAACCCACAGCGAACUUCUCGAUGUCUUCGAUCACCUUCUUCGACAAUGCACAACAAUGCAACAAUGUCAGCAACUUCACUCCCAAAUUCUCGUUACUGGGUCGUCCAAUUCAGCAUUCCUGGCUGCCAGGCUUGUCUCCAUCUACGCUCGUUUCGGGCUUCUUGAUGAUGCUCGAAAAGCAUUCGAAACAACCCCAAUUGAAUGCUUCUCAAACUCGCUUCUAUGGAACUCAAUCUUCAGAGCUAGUGUAGUGUAUGGAGAAUAUGAAGAGGCUCUUAAGCUUUAUCUUCGGAUGCGCAAACUUGGGGUUGGAGCUGAUGGGUUCACUUUUCCUUUGGUUAUAAGGGUUUGUGGUGUGUUUGGCGAUUCUAGAUUGUGCAAGAUUGUUCAUAGUCUUGUUUUGCAGAUGGGUUUUCAAUAUCAUCUUCAUGUUGUGAAUGAGUUGUUGGGUAUGUACGGAAAGGUUGGGGAAAUGGGUUACGCUCGCAAACUGUUUGAUAGAAUGUCUGUUAGAACCCAUAUUUCAUGGAACACUAUGGUUUCUGGAUUUGCACUUAAUUAUGAUUGUAAUGGUGCUUUUGAGAUAUUUUGUCAGAUGGAAUUGGAUGGUUUGGAGCCGAACAUCGUGACGUGGACAUCAUUGUUGUCAAGUCAUGCCAGGUGCGGGCGUCAUGAAGAAACGUUGCGUUUGUAUGGUGUGAUGAGAGGGAAAGGAAUUGGUACUACUGCUGAAGCACUUGCUGUGGUUGUAUCUGUUUGUGCCGAUUCAGGUGCACUCGACAAGGGUGAGGUAAUCCAUGGUUAUGUUGUUAAGGGUGGUUUUGAGAAUUACUUAUUUGUGAAAAACUCACUUAUAUGUAUGUAUGGUAAACAUGGAGCGGUUAGAGAUGCAGAAAAUCUGUUUUCAGAAAUGGAAUCGAAGAAUAUAGUGAGUUGGAAUGCUUUGAUAUCGUCCUAUGCAGAAUCUGGAUUGUGUGAUGAGGCUUUCACUAUAUUUUCACAGAUGGAAAGACCCAAUGUGAUUAGCUGGAGUGCUGUUAUUGGUGGAUUUGCUUCUAAGGGGCGUGGGGAGGAGUCUUUGGAACUCUUUCGGCAUAUGCAAUUAGCUAAAGUAUCGGCCAACUCCAUUACAGUUUCCAGUGUUUUAUUGGUUUGUGCAGAAUUAUCAGCACUUGCUUCUGGCAGGGAAAUCCAUAGCCAUGUGAUUAAAGCUAUGAUGGAUAGGAACAUUUUAGUGGGAAAUGGAUUGAUUAAUAUGUAUACUAAAUGUGGAAGUCUCAAUGAAGCACAUUUGGUUUUUGAUAAAAUUGAUGGUAGAGAUUUAGUUUCAUGGAAUUUAAUGAUUGCAGGGAAUGGCAUGCACGGACUUGGUGAUGACGCUUUAAAAACUUUCGAGCAGAUGAUUAAAGCUGGAUAUAAGCCCGAUGGGGUUACUUUUGUCGCUGUUCUUUCUGCUUGUAGCCAUGCUGGGCUUGUUUCAAAGGGUCGUGAGCUUUUUGAUCAAAUGAUAAGAGGGUUUAAGAUUGAACCCCAAAUGGAGCACUAUGCCUGCAUUGUAGACCUUCUCGGCCGUGCGGGUUUUUUGCAAGAAGCAAGUGAAAUGGUGAGAAACAUGCCAAUGGAACCCAAUGCUUAUGUCUGGGGAGCUCUUUUGAACUCUUGUAGGAUGUAUACAAACACAGAUGUUGCCGAAGAAACUGCUUCUCGGAUUUUUAGGCUAAAGUCUGAGACAACAGGGAGCUACAUGUUGCUCUCUAAUAUUUAUGCUGCAAGUGGGAGAUGGAAGGAUUCUGCAAGGGUGAGAAUCUCUGCAAAAACAAAGGGUCUAAAGAAAAUAUGUGGACAGAGUUUGAUUGAGGUGAAGAAGAAGGUACAUAUGUUCUCAGCAGGGAAUACAUUGGAAACGGGGAUGGAGCAAGUUUACGAAAUGCUAAAGGAUUUGGACCUUCAGAUGAAGAUUGAAGGCUAUUUACCGGCAGAGAGCUUUGUGCCACGAGAUUUAGGUGAAAGCUUAUUCACCACUAAAGAAAUUCCUGCAAAAAUCAGUUGAAUUUCCUGAUUUCCUGUCAUAACAGAUGUACACAAAACCCUAAUCCAACAUUUCCAAACCACAAAUAAUUUAAUAGAAAAUAGCUUUGUUUACUGGAUAGAUGAACAAUCCUUCUGCAUCCUCUAUUACUGAACUCAUCCAUGCAAUUUCUAUAAAA
Messenger RNA from Camellia sinensis, 2505 nucleotides. Its product is annotated as Pentatricopeptide repeat (PPR-like) superfamily protein. Lineage: Eukaryota; Viridiplantae; Streptophyta; Magnoliopsida; Ericales; Theaceae. The record is from RefSeq and is a predicted model, not a curated record. Gene Ontology annotation, biological process: RNA modification. Gene Ontology annotation, molecular function: RNA binding; protein binding.